Messenger RNA from Cyclocybe aegerita, 3525 nucleotides. NCBI's taxonomy places the organism in Eukaryota, Fungi, Basidiomycota, Agaricomycetes, Agaricales, Hemipholiotaceae. The record is from the annotation of a GenBank genome assembly.
AUGUUCUCCUCCAUCGCCUCGUUCCUGCCCUCGGCCCUGCACCUCAACUCGAACGCGCAGGACCUGCCACGGCCGACUAUCAACCCAGACACCGAGGACGAGGACGAGCCAGAGCCAGAGGCGGCAGGACGACGGGGACAACAACAGCAGCAGCAGCAGCAGACGGGUGGCGAUCCAGAAGCGGCGGCGGCGGCAGGGGUGCUGCCGCAGAAGGGCAAGGAGAAGGAUGGGAAGUCGCCGAGCGAGACAUUCAUCUUCGUCCGCCCCCCACCCUCGAAAUCCAACCACCCCCUCAACCUCCAAGUCCAACUCGUGCCUCCCAACGCCCGCCCGCCCACCGGGGUCGUCUCCUCCUCCAACGCCGACGGUCCCACCACACCCACCUCCGCGAGCACCAUCGCGAGCACCUCCGACGGCGCCUCCCUCGCACGCACCUCCUCCAAUCGAUCCAACGUCUCCCUAGCGAACUACGCCUCAUCCACCGCCUCCUUCGCCUCAUCCACCUACACCUCCUCCGCCUCCCUCGCCUCUGCCUCCUCCACCACCUCUACCACCACCUCUUCUUCCACAGGGGGGAGGAGGACGAUCAUCCCCUUAUACAACCUCCAAGCGCACAACGUCAUGACCAACGUCAUCGUCGACGCCGGCACGGACGCCAAGAUCGCCCGGUUCCAGAAGAGGGGCAUUGAGCUGAUUGAUCUGGCGCUGUUGGAGCCGGUGGAGGUGUGGGGGGAUAAGGGUGGUGGAGGGGAGGGCGCGAGGGGGGCGAGGAGGGAGAGUAUGCGGAUUAGCGUGGAUGAGAUGGGGGCGGUCGUUACUGUGGGUGGGGGAGGGGUGGGUAUACCUGGUGGUGGGGGAGGAGGAGGGAUGAGGAGCGCGAGGAGCACGGGUGGGUUUUUGGUGCCUGGGGGAGGGAGUAGGCCGGUCACACCGAGCGCAGCGUCGAGUUCGGCGUCGCUGCAUGCACAUGCGCCGCCUGUCCAGUCGAACCUCAACCCCGCGGCUGCGGGGGCGGCAGCUGUGGCGGCGAAGACCAACACCAACAGGCGGAACUCGAGGCAGAGUAUGACACAGUCGACUCCUCCAAAACCACAGCCACAGGUUGUGGACCCCCCACCACCAUCUGCGGGUGUGGGUCGGACGGCGUUCGACGUGCCCCAAGGAUACGUGCCUGUGCCGGCGUCGCCUACCCCCGCACCUGGACCCGCACCGUCGAAGCGGAACAUCUUCGGGAAGCUGUUUAACAAGAAAGGCGGUGGCAGUGGGAGCACUGUCCCAUCGUCCUCCAGCUCGUCUAUCCACAACCAAGCCUCGGGUACGGGUACAACGGGUACAGCCCAAACCCCAACCGACCCACCAGCAUCGUUCGGCGCGUUCUCUCUACACCCCGCGCCUGUAUCUUCCAAGUUGCUUUCGAGGGAUGGUAGUAAACGCACCAGCCUCCCCCACUUGCAGCCGCCGACGUCGCCCGUGUCGUCGACGAGCCAGCAGACGACGCCGACGCAGCCGCUGACGCCUCGGCCUGGGGGGAUAACGAGUGGGUUAGGUGGGAAUGGGGGGCAGGAGGAGGUGUUGUCGCCUACGCCGACGGUGGCGCCGGCCAAGGAGGGUAGGGAUAGAGAUAAGGAGAGAGAUGGCAAGGAGAGGGAGAGGGAGAGGGAGAAAGAAGAGAAGAAAGGCCAUGGACGUAACUUGAGUUUAACGUCGGCGAUCACGAACCCGCUCAAGGCGACGCUGAAGAGUAACAAGAACCGGUUGUCGGCGUUGAUUGGGAGUGAGGGCUCCGGGUCGGGGUCUGGGACUGGUGGAGGGUUGGGUUUGGGGCUGGGUUUGGGUGGGGAAAGGGAGAGGGAGAGGGAGAGUAGCGGAGAGAGGAUGAACGGGAAUGGGGUAGGAGUAGGGGGAACAGGAGGAACAGGGAGGAAGAACGUGAGAGACGCAAGAGACGUGUCCCCCAAUCCCAGUGUUGCGCGGAGCAGCACGCGGAGCCGGAACAGUUUUCUGGGCACUGGGAGUAUGGGACGGACGGAGAGCACCGAGUCGCGGUCGAGCGGGAACGGGCACGCUGUUACGCCGCACGCGUCCCAAGCGCCUUUCCCGCAGACCCAAGGGCAGGGAGUAGGAGCGUACCCGCAAGGCCACGCGCUCACACCUUCGUUCACGCAGGAGGUAACGGCCAACCUCCGGCAGCAGCAGCUCCAGCUGCGCCCGCCCAUCCUGGGGAUCCAGCCGACGUUCGUGUCGUCCUCCAUGUCCGCGUCUUCCUCGUCCACCGCUGCCCUUGCCCUUGCCCACGUGCAACAGCAGGAGAGGGGCGUGUCGUCUCCCAUGGUGGGCACGUUCAGCCCGCGCGUGGAGAGGGAGAGCCAGGAGACGGCGCUCCAGGGCCAGCGCGCACUGAUGUACGUGUGGCUUGUGCGGCGGUGGCUGAAGCGGCGGCCGUCGGCGUUCGCGGGGCUCGGGCUCAACUUGCACCUCGGUGGGGGUGGGGGCAGGGAUGGAAGCGAGUCAGGUGGGAUUCUGGGGGUGUUGACGGGGAAGGGGGGUAAGGCGAACGUGGGCGGAGGGGAGCAGGGCCCCGGGGGAGGAGGAGGGGAGGGGUAUGGCGGUGUUGAGGUGCGGUUUGAGUGGAAGCGCGCAAAGGGGAAGGAGAAGGGUAAAGGUGGUGGUGGAGGUGGAGGUGGUGGGGUUGGUGUGGGCAGGAGGAGCCGCAGGGGGAGGAUGGCGAGCGGGCGGUCGGUGGGGACGAAUGGGACGACGGGGGCGGAGAGCGAUGGCGAAGUCGAGAGCCUGCGCGAGCGGACGCGGGAGCGCGACGACCGCGACCGUGAACGCGAGAGAGACAGAGACAGAGCGGCAGACGCGCGCGACCGGAUCCGCGCCGAGGAGAAGCGGCGCCACCGGAAUAGCACAGGCAGCUUCAGCACCAUGACCAACUCGGAGGAGGGCGGCGAGCGCGACGGGCCGCCACCAAGCGCGCGGGGGAGGAUAACGCGGGAGAGCACGAGAGGAGAGGACCGAGAUGAUGGAGAGGAGAGCGACCCGGAGGACUCGGAGACGCCGUGGGUCUGCACGCUCAAGGUCCGGCGGAGCCCUACCGCUGCUGCUGCUGGGGGCGGGGGCGGAAACGCGCCGAUGAACCUCCUCAGUCCAACCGGUGCCGGACCCUCCUCCACCACCUCCGCAGAGCCCCAGGUUCUGAGAAUCAAAGUGGGCACGCUCUCGCCCACGCCACACCACCCCAAGGUCGUCGCGAUGCUCAAAGUCCCCUUCCCACUGCCCGACGUCGAGGUCGAGCGGAUGAGCGUCGUCCGGCGGCGCGGGUUUCCUUUUGGGGGUCCACAGCAGCAACAGCAGGAGGAGAAGGAGGAAGAGAGGAGGGAGCCGUAUAAUGGCUUGAUGCUCACGGCGGAGGAGAUCAAGGAUGUGGUGUGUAGCACCGGGCUGUGGUUGGUCGUAAGAGAGGGCUUUGGGGGUGUGGGCAAGGUCAGUCGCAAGGGCGAUGGGUGGAGGAUCCGGGCGUAA